This is a messenger RNA of Didymodactylos carnosus, 1365 nucleotides long. Lineage: Eukaryota; Metazoa; Rotifera; Eurotatoria; Philodinida; Philodinidae. The record is from the annotation of a GenBank genome assembly.
AUGAAUAAUAUAGCCGAUCUUAAUCUCUGUCUUCCACCAAAAUUACCCCAUACAAUUUGUCUUCAGACGGCUCCGUCACAAACCGAACAUAUUAAUAGAAUUGUAGGAUCACUACUAGGUUUGGCAAUAGGUGAUGCAUUAGGUGCUAGUGUCGAAUUUCGGUCACACAGUUAUUUACAGCAACAUCCAAUUAACACAUUAACUGGUGGUGGUACAUGGGGUCUCGAACGUGGCCAAUGGACAGACGAUACAUCAAUGGCAUUAUGUCUAGCAGCAAGUUUAAUUGUUAAAAAAGACUUUCAGCCGUAUGAUCAAUUGGUCAGAUAUAAAUGGUGGUGGAAGAAUGGUUAUAUGUCUUCUACUGGCAAAUGUUUUGAUAUUGGUAGCUCCACAAAACAGUCAUUAGAAGAGUUUCUACGACGACAAAAUUUAAUACAUCAGUUUCAGAUACUAGAAAAGGACAUUGAUUAUCUUAGUAAAGACUUUCUUCAACAAAAAAAAUUUAAUUACUACUGUAGUGGUGAAGGUGCAGUCGGAAAUGGUGCAUUAAUGAGGCUUGCAUCAGUACCAUUAUUUUUCUUUCGUUCGCCGAUGCAAGCUGUUUAUUAUGCCGGCGAAAGCGCUCGUCUUACACAUGGUGAUACAAUUGCAGUCGAUUGCUGCCGUUAUUAUGCAGCUCUAAUUGUCGCUGCUUUGCGUGGUUAUGAAAAACCUGAAAUAUUAAAUAAUCAAUUUGUUGAAAAACAUUUGCAAUGGUUUGGUGAUCAACCGUUGCAUUCAGAUGUACUUCAAGUGGCUCUCGGUUCUUACAAGAGAGAUGGUCAUAAAGAAGGAAUUGUUGGUGCAGGUCAUUGCCUUAAAGCAAUGGAAGCCGCAUUAUGGGCAUUUUGGUCUGAUCAUGAUCAAUUUCGUGAAGGUGUUUUACUAGCAGUUAACUUGGGUGAUGAUACAGAUACAACAGCAGCCAUUUACGGUCAGUUAGCUGGUGCUCACUACGGAGUCCGUCAAUUACCAAAAGAGUGGGCAGAAAAAAUUUAUGGUGUUCAGUUCAUAAUAUCUAUCGCUGAAUGGUUAGACUACGAAGGAAACAGAUGGUCAACUAAAGGAGAAAGUAAUGGUACACCCAAACCGACAUCUGACGUUAUAUCCCAGAGAAAUACAAUAGCCACCGGAAAUAACAAUAGUAGUACAAAUACUAACCGGCAUAUUACUCGUAAUCAUAGUACACAGCAGAGUAAUCAGGCAGCCACUGCAUAUACUCCCGUCACUAAUUCUAACGCUAAAAUACAGGCACAACUGAUACAACAGUAUGUACCACCAAUAAAGGUAAAACUUGUCGCGAGUAAACUCGUCAGAGAAUAUUAA